Molecule: messenger RNA, 391 nt
Organism: Microbotryum saponariae
Lineage: Eukaryota; Fungi; Basidiomycota; Microbotryomycetes; Microbotryales; Microbotryaceae
Source: the annotation of a GenBank genome assembly
AUGAGGGUUAGGAACCGCGCGUUCUUUGGUAAUCUGUUUAGAAGCGCUCGUCUGUUUAGUGACCCUUGGUGGGAAGAGGGAGCGCGAUCGCAGCCUCCGGGUUAUCAUCAUGGCCUCUCACAUGCUCACUCUUGACUCUGAACUGACAAAUCGUUGAUGCUGGGUCUAUUUUUGUAAUUUUAGUGAAGCCUGGCGAUGCGCACCAACCGUUGUCUUCUCUCCACGGUUGGAUUACACGCUCGUCAGGUACGCAUGUUUAGCUUCACAGCCACUUUCGUUGCAAUUAACUGACGGUUGGAUUACACGCUUGUCAGUCUCUUAUUGUCCAUCGAUCGGCCACGGCGAGUGGCCUUUCGCCGCCUAUAAUCCUGACCGCUUUUUUAUUAUUUAG